This is a messenger RNA of Closterium sp. NIES-65, 1581 nucleotides long. Lineage: Eukaryota; Viridiplantae; Streptophyta; Zygnematophyceae; Desmidiales; Closteriaceae. The record is from the annotation of a GenBank genome assembly.
AUGUCCGCAUCAGCGCGCGCCGCAUCACUCGCUUGGCUUCCGCUUCUCCGCUCCCGCGCGCUCCCCGCCCUUCCUCUUUGCGCUACCGUCCCUUUCUCCCCUGCCUCGCCUUUGCGCGCCCCUCUCCCUCCGCCGUCUGGUUCCGCCUUCCGCGCGCGCUUUCACGCAGCGGAAGCUCCGCCUUCGCAGAUUCAAUCUCGUCUCGGCGCUAGAACCGACCGCGUACUUUCCCGCGCAAGCGCUUUCACUCCCCGCUUUGCGCCAGCGGCCCGGGGCUCGCGCGCGAUCAGCGGAGCUUCACCACGCGUAUCCCCCCACGCAGCUGCUGAUUCGCGGAAGCCGGAAAUGGCGCACGCGGGGACUAGCGAGGAAAGGGGAGCUUCGGGGGAGCGGGCGGAGCGGAAAGUUGCGCCGUUCGGGGCGUGGGAAUCCCCCAUCGGCGCAGAUAUGGCGAGCGGCGCAAGCCUGCGCUUCGGGGGGGCGGCGGUGGAUAGCGCGGGGCGCCUGGUGUGGGCGGAGGGCAGACCCACGGAGAAGGGUCGGGUGGUGGUGGUGAGGGAGGGGACACGUGGCGCAACCCCAUUGGACGUCUCACCUCCCUCCAUGAGCGUGCGAUCCCGCGUGCACGAGUACGGCGGAGGAGCCUUUCUGGUCGCCCCCUCUCCUCCUCCUCCUGCCACGUCUACUGCCACGGCGGAUGCCACGUCAGCAGCUGAACAUGUGCCGAGCGAUCUGCUGAUCUUUUCCAACGGAGCCGAUCAACGGCUGUAUGUGCUCGAGAUGCCAUCUGGCGGCUCAGAUUCUGCCGAAGUGCCCCAGCCACGUCCGCUGACACCUGUCGUCGAGCCACCUGGCGCGCUGCGAUUCGCUGACACCCGGUUGGACGCAUGCCGGAGGCGAGUGAUAUGCGUACAGGAGGACCAUCGCCAAAUCAAUGGUGGCGGGGGCGGAACAGAGGAGCACGGGGGACAUGGCGAGCCGAGUAACAUGCUUGUGGCUGUUUCGUUGGAUAGCGAUGGGACAGAAGGUGAGUUGUGUUUUGAGACGUCUCAAAACAAGCAUCUGGCGCAGACCUCUAUGCUUCGCCCAUCUGAGCCCGGAUGGCAAGCAGCUGGCAUGGAUGGAGUGGAGCCACCCGACUUGCACUCUUCACCAUGCCUGAGCCAGUUCUGUUCCAUGCGCCUCCCCUCGCCACUCCUUGCCCCUUUCCCUUCCCAGUUCCCCGUGGUGCUGGCGAGUGGAGCAGACUUCUACGCAUCCCCACGCCAGAGCCCCGAUGGCAAGCAGGUGGCAUGGAUCGAGUGGAUCCCCGUGGUGCUGGCGAGUGGAGCAGACUUCUAUGCAUCCCCACGCCUGAGUCCGGAUGGCAGGCAGCUGGCAUGGAUGGAGUGGAGCCACCCGCACAUGCCGUGGGAGAGGAGUCGGGUGAUGGUGGGAACAUUCGAUGAUGAUGGGUACGUUGAGGCAUGGUGCGGUGUGGUGCGGUGUGGUGUGGUGCAAGGGGCAGCUGGCGUGGAUGGAGUGGGACCACCCCCACAUGCCGUGGGAGAGGAGUCGGGUGAUGGUCGGGACAUUCGAUGA